AUGACACUACCUUUCGUUGAGGUGUCUCACUUGGCAUCGUCCUCAUCCUUCUACUCGGCGACCCUUCAGCUUAUCGGCCUACGCUUCAUCAACGAGUCUCGCGAACAAAACUCGUCCAUCGGGACAGUUACUUACGGAAUCUCGGCCGGAGCUACCAAGGCUGGGGAUAAACAUCGCCAGGCCCUAACCGACGGACGCAGCGACAGCCAAAGGAGUGCAGUGCCAGUCUUGCAGAUUCGUGAGGUAUCUCGUCCUUUCGAGCCCGUCAGACUUUCGACUUUGGUUUUUGCGGUACCGUCCCCGGAUGCAGUGGUCAACUUCCACGACGCUGCUCUCACCGCGAAUCCGUGGCUGAGCAUUCAGACUGACGGUGACCCAAUCUAUCCCGGAGGCCCCAGCCCCAGGCCUCGUUUAGGCAUUGAAGGCGGUGAAACCCCACGCCGAGCAACAGUACGCGACCUCGACGGCAACACUAUCCAAGUCGUUUAUCGUCAACCUACCUGCCCCCGAGAUUAUUAUGGUCGAAUUAUAGAAUGGACCUACGACGGUGUUACAAAUACAGCUCACGCCACUCAGUCAACUCAUAUAACUCGCACGACCCACACAACUCACACCAGGAAUCGUUCUCUUUCACAACCUCAGCUUGAACCUGUCGCUUCCGCACGUUCGUCCUCCUCAUCUAUUAACGGACAGUCCCCCUUCCAGCCUCGUCAGUCUCCCGCCAAGCACGGUCCCAAUACCGUGACAGCAGCCGAAAUGACUCAACGUGCCGCCCGUGCUGAGAAUGGUGAUGAACCAGUAUCUGUCUCACCUCGCCAGAGUUCAAACAACAAUGGCCUAAGUACCACUACGGUAGUGGGCGCCAUCCUUGGUGUUGCUGCUGCUGGUGCGGCUCUCACAUACGGCUUCGCAAGUCACGCAGCCAAGGAACGAGAACGGAAACCGCGACAGGAUUACGAAGCCCCUUCGCUUCCACGACGUUCGACAUUCCCCGAGAAAGCUCCAACCGUUCACAAGUUGCACAGCGACGAACGCCGAAUGGUCUACGGCGACCAACCCCCAAAGGCAUCGCAGUACCCUCCAAAAGCUCUGCCAUAUCGAGGCCAUGGUGGCUUUGCCCCUCCAGAUAUGUAUCCCGAAGGAUACCCUUUCCAGCAGCACAUGCAGAAUGAUUAUGCACCCCGCAAGAUGUCUCAUCACGAAUCGUACCCCCCGAGAAACCUUGGCUAUAUAGAAGACGACAGUAGUGAAGACUCUCCAGACGAACCACCGCCCCGCCGCCCUAUACAGUAUCUCACUGAGGCUCCUUACGAUGAAGAUAACCCAUGGACCUCAGAGUCCCGUGCCAGAAGUAGGAGCAGAACUCGCAGCGUAGCCAAGAGCACUGCGAGAAGCGUGGCUGCGAAGAGUGCUGCUCUGAGUGCCGCACCGAGCACAAGAACUGUCACGAAGAGCACUGCAAGGAGUGUCGCUCAUUCCAGGGCUCGAUCGAGAAGUCGGGCUCCGGAUGAAGGGUAUGAGACGACCCGAAGUCGACGCACGUCCAGGCACCCCCCUCCAGAAGAUGCUUAUGAGUUUGUUGAAACACGCAGCCGCCACACUGCAAGAGCUGCGGAUGAUGGAUUUGAUACACGAAACCGCCGUUCCUCUAGGCCUCCGCCUGGAGAUGGUUUCGAUACACGUACCCGCAGAUCGUCGCGACCUCCCCAGGAAGAUGGCUUUGAAACAAGAAGUCGUCGAUCAUCAAGGCCUCCUGUGACUGACAAGUCUCGGAUCGUCCGGGCUCGUAGCGAAGCAGGAGUUGGCCGUAGCAAGUCCGUAGUACUGGCUGACGACCGCCGAAGCCAUGCGGGUUCUCGCCACGCCCCUCCGAUACCCAAGUCAUCACAGUCAGUCGUCCGUGCUCCACGGGCAUACGAUGACGAGCGCACAUACUUUCCUGCACGGUCACGUCCGUCUUCUCGAGCUCCUCGUCGAUCCUCACGCACAGAGGUUGAGGCUGAUAUCAUGGAAGCGCCAGAGGUACCAGAGGUACCCGAUGCCCCCGAAAUUCCAUUGGAUCCCGAUGUAUACGAAGCCCCUGAUGUACAAGACAUGAUGCCCAGGAGUCGGGCCAGAAGCCGGUACAACAUGCCUCGGAUGGCUACCGGACCCGAUUAUCAACAUAUGGGCUACCCAAGCAAGGCUCAGAGCUAUGUGUCUGCCAAGAACGUAGGGCUGCCGAUGAGUGGCAUUGGCAGCAGCCAUGCUGAAUGGGACGACGACAUGGUUAGUGUUGCUCCUAGCGACAGUAUCAGUUGCGUUGGUAUGAAACCAAGCAGACGAAGUCGCAAGAUACGAUAA
Fusarium sp. VM40 is the source of this 2343-nucleotide messenger RNA. Lineage: Eukaryota; Fungi; Ascomycota; Sordariomycetes; Hypocreales; Nectriaceae. The record is from the annotation of a GenBank genome assembly.